GACUGGCAGGCGGCCAUCAGACCACCGUCGCGGUGUCGGUGUUAGCGGCAGUCGCAGGUUCAGGUGUGGCAGCAGCAGGUGGUUCCCAUGACAACCAGGAUCUGAGUGGUCCUGGUUCAACAGGUCCUGCAGGUCCAAUAGUUCUCUCUGGUGUCUCUAAACCAACAGGAUCUGACGGAGUCGACUUUGAGUCCAAUGGUAACGGACAGAAACUGCUGAAUGGAGGAGGAGGGGGCGGGGGUUACAGUCAGACAGGUGUUUUGGGUCCGUUUGGGGGCGGAGCUUCUUCCCUGGAUUAUACAGGAACCAUCGACCCUUCCAGUCAUGACUUCCUACUCGGCCUGAUGGGUCACGUGACUCUGCCCACUCACCUGGACUCUACAGAUCAUCCCUCUGACGUCAGCAUCGACCAAUCAGGAGUAGCCUCUCCGAGCUCCGACCAAUCGCUACCCAGCGCUGGCUUAUCCCACUCUCCAGCCGACGCAGCUUCAUCACAGAGGGAAACUCACAGAGUUCAGACAGACGGGGCCGAGUCACCGGACACUAACGGGAACGGUCGACAGACAAUACUGACCGUCACAAAUGCAGGUAAACUAUCCGUUCUGUCUGUAGUCAUGUCUGUAGUCCUGUCUGUAGUCUGA
Messenger RNA from Etheostoma spectabile (orangethroat darter), 641 nucleotides. RefSeq lists its product as uncharacterized. The record is from RefSeq and is a predicted model, not a curated record. Lineage: Eukaryota; Metazoa; Chordata; Actinopteri; Perciformes; Percidae.